UGAUGGCUUCCAUGGGGUUGCAGGUGCUUGGCAUUGCCUUGUCUGUUAUCGGCUGGCUGGGCACCAUCCUGUGCUGUGGCCUGCCCAUGUGGCGGGUGACAGCCUUCAUUGGGAACAACAUCGUUGUGGCCCAGAUCAUCUGGGAGGGGCUCUGGAUGGACUGUGUGGUGCAGAGCACGGGCCAGAUGCAGUGCAAGGUCUAUGACUCCAUGCUGGCGCUGCCCCAGGACCUCCAGGCGGCCCGAGCCCUGGUCGUGAUCGCCAUUGUGCUGGCUGUGCUGGGCGUCCUGCUGGCCAUCGCUGGAGGGAAAUGCACCAACUGCGUGGAGGAUGAGUCUUCCAAAGCCAAGAUCAUGAUCGUCUCAGGGAUCAUCUUCAUUAUUGCUGGCCUCAUGAUCCUCAUACCUGUCUCUUGGUCGGCGAACAACAUCAUCCGGGAUUUCUACAACCCUCUGGUCACAGAAGCCCAGAAGCGGGAGCUAGGUGCUUCCUUGUACAUUGGCUGGGCUGCAUCUGCCCUUCUGUUCAUUGGUGGGGGGCUGCUCUGCUGCAACUGCCCCCCCAAAAAUGAGAAGCCCUACUCUGCCAUGUACACAGUUGCUCGUUCAGUGCCAGCCAGCAAUUAUGUGUAGGGCUGCAUCUGCCCUCAACUUCCACCUCUACCCAGGACGCUUGUUUUCUUUCCAGCAAGACAACCACAUAAGUGACCAAGAAGCCUCCAUCCUGCACAGAUCCAUCCUGACCAGGCCUUCUGCUAUGCUGAUCAUCAAAUUGUGUGCCUCUUCACUGAGCUACCUUCUCCCCUUUGCAGCCUGGCCCCAAGCCUGACCACACACACAAAUUGGCACAACGCUUCCAGCUUGAGAAGAUGGCAGCUUUCUGUUUCAAGGGACAGCAGAGGUCCCUGAAAAUCCCAGCUGCUCAGGCACAGCUCCAGAGAAUCCUUGCUACACAGCAGGUGGCUGUGCAGUCCCCAGUGCUAAGAAUCUGCCACUGCAGCUUGUUUGUGCUGGAGCCGAGGAGCUGCUGAAAUCCAAGGUCACCUACGCGCAACCAGCCUUCCUCGCAGGGUCUGCUCACCACUCAGCCCCGAGGCUUUUUGCCACCGAACACUGCCAGAGACCGAAUGGGCGGACAGCCCUUCUCCUGCUCCAGCAGCGCCUGCCCACCCAAAGUACCAGGGUUAGGAUGAGCCUGAGAGACCAUAUGUGAGAAUAGGUGAGGGUGGAAGCAUGGGGACUGGCAGUCAGAAUGUGUGCAGGGGUAUAGGGGGAGGGUGGGACAGCAUUUACAGGUGCUUCUUUGUUUCCCUUGUUCUUUAAUCCAAGUACAUUUGGGACAGAAAGAGGCUGCCCUGAUGUCUGUGGCAGGGUGAGAUGGAGCCAGGGUGGUGCAGCUGGGAGCAGAGGGCAUGUCACUGCCAGAGGGUGGAAGGGCUAUGUUGUCUGUUAGGCCUUUCCUGUCACCCCCAGUGGAAGGACACAGUGUCUUUGGCUUCCUCUAGGGCCACAGCAGGGCUGUGCUCUGUACUUCUGAGUCCCUCAGUAGGGAAACAGCCACAGGGCACUUCUGUGUGUCCAUCCAUGUGUCUGAGUCUCGCUAGCUCCAUCUCCAUUGUCUCAUUUGAGUCUUAGGCUGUCACAGUGUCUGUCUGUUUGCCUGAGUGACAGUCUCAAUGUCUAACUCUCCAUGUCUCCUUGCUGCAGUGCCUGUCUCAGUGUCUUUCUGCCUGUGCCUCCAUGUUGUCAUGUCUGUCUGUCUGUCUCCCUGUCACAGUGCCGGUGUGUCUGUCUUACUGUCUUUGUGUUUCUCUGUCAGUGUCUGCCCUCUGGCCUGUUGAGAGUGCUGGGAGGGUGGGGGUGGAUGAUGUUCACAGUGUUUUGUGCUGGCAUGAGCCCUAGAGCAGAUGCUGUUCCACAGGGGUGACACUUUCUCUGCUGGUCACUGGGAAACCAGUGUAAGCUUUCUUGCUGGGGUCAUCUGUGUCUCCACCAGGCAGGUUGCCUGUAGAGAUGCACAUAGAUCCUUUUGAGUGUGGUCACGGUCUCUGCCAUGGUGUCAUUGCCAGUCGGAGCCAGCAGCUGGUCUGGCAGGCUUUGGAGGGGCUGUGCAUCUCCCACCCCCUGCCUGCCUCUUGCCCAUGCUGCUUCUCUGACCAAUUUUGGGGCCUGUUUUUGUGUACCUGUCCCUUUUUUGUCAGUGGUACCUAUGGGUGGGGGAGUUCCCAUGGUGGGGGCUGGAAGGCAACAGCCCAGCUGGGAAAACCGGUUUGGGAGGCAGGAGCAGAACCAGGCAGGUUGAGCAAGGCAGAAGGGAAGGGACAGGGACUUCCUUAGGUGGCUAUGUCUGGGAGCCUCCCUGGGAUGUGAGCAGCCUGAGAGCUGGAGCUGCAGUGCAGGGCUCCCCCUGAGCCCAGGCUUUCUCUGCUUGUCUGUUGGGGAUGCCCAGGUAUAUCACAGUGUGCAGCCCCUUGCAGGUACCACUGGCUGGAGCCACCAAGAGGUUGGUCUAAUCGGUGAGCUGGGUGGCACCCAAGGGGAGGGACAAAGUUGUUGCAGCAGGCAGCCAUAGCACCCACAUAGUGGGCAGGCCUUGGUUGCCAGUUGCUCUGUCCCUACCAUACUGGCUCCAUGAGGGAGCUCUAAGUGUCCCCUCUGGAUAAGGGAGCUCCAAAAAGUGGCAGACCGCCUGGGGAGGAAUUUGGGGGAUGCCAAGAGGAGCUAAGGCACUCCAGGGGUGCUAGCCAGGAGGCUGAGAGUAUCAGAAGGUGGCAGGGCAGUGCAAGAGGGGCUGGUGGGGUGCUGGUGAUACAGGACCUUGUGUCCUUCCUUGCUCCACAGUCUGGGGCUCUCCCCCUUCACAAGCUGUUGUACAAUCUUCCUUCCAGUGUUUGUUAACUACAAUGUGAUAUAAUUUUCUACAUUAAACUGUAGCUUCUUAGA
Molecule: messenger RNA, 2942 nt
Organism: Alligator mississippiensis (American alligator)
Lineage: Eukaryota; Metazoa; Chordata; Crocodylia; Alligatoridae
Gene: CLDN4
Product: claudin 4
Exons: 2
Coding region: 3-632 (209 amino acids)
Biological process (GO): bicellular tight junction assembly; cell adhesion
Cellular component (GO): plasma membrane; bicellular tight junction
Molecular function (GO): structural molecule activity
Source: RefSeq, a predicted model, not a curated record